Messenger RNA from Mobula hypostoma (lesser devil ray), 948 nucleotides. RefSeq names its product synaptonemal complex central element protein 2-like. The record is from RefSeq and is a predicted model, not a curated record. Bases 143 to 664 code for a protein of 173 amino acids. Gene Ontology annotation, biological process: synaptonemal complex assembly. Gene Ontology annotation, cellular component: central element. Lineage: Eukaryota; Metazoa; Chordata; Chondrichthyes; Myliobatiformes; Myliobatidae. The transcript has 4 exons.
CGGGUCUCAGGUGUCACCGGAGUGGCGGUAAUGCACCAUUAAGCUGGAUGCCAACUGCCGUAAAACAAGACACGGACAGACAGGUGUCACCGGUGUUGGAACCCUUCUGUGCCUCGGGGUGCACGGCACGGCGUGAACCAGGAUGGCCAAUACAGAUUAUGACAGUGAACAAAUGAAAGAAAGUAUUAAUGAAAAAUACCCGCAAACAAGUGGAUGCAGGAAAAAUCUCUACACAGAGGUCAGUGUAAGAGAGGAAUCCUGCAGCUUAGUGAAUGAAGCAAUGGCAACCUCAGAUAUGGAGGAUUCCACAAUGGAUUUCACUGUCAAGCCCGCAAACUGUUUUGCAGGAUCAGAUUCCGGUGUAGAAGGGUUGUGCGAAAGAACAAAACAGCUAGUUAGCGAAAUAAAUAAAAGUAGAAUAAGAGAUCACAAGUUGAUGACCAACUUUAAAGAUAUUCUUAUUAUGAAGGUUUCAGAAUUCUCUAAGAAGCUAGAAGAAAGAUUGUUUGAAAUCUACAGCAAUGAGAAUAAAUUGAUUGAGGACACUCUACAGGAGCUAUUGACCAGCCUGGAUAGAAUCAGAUGUUUAGAGUCUGAACUUAAACAGACCUGCAAUGCCAUGGCCACAGUCUACAAGGACAUGUGUUCACAUCCUGAAGUCUGAGUGGUAUUUUAUGACAUGAGGUAUUCUGUGGGAUCAGUGUUUAUUUUCUUCUUUUUUGGUGUACUAGGUAGAUUUCUUUGUGGCCACUUGGCUUGAUGAUUUAAUGUUUUUUUGCAAUCCAGUACAGUUAUGCUUUUGCCACAAAAUGUCACAAUGUACACUCUGUUGAGAUAUUAUUUCUCAAACUUAGAGCUAUAUUUAAUUAAUACUCAACAUAGAUUUAUAUAAUUUUGUUUGGCAAGUUCAUCUCUUCUAACAAUUGUAAAAUAAAUUACAGCUUUUGA